GGUGCGCAGAGCCGCUGGCGCACUCGCGCGCUGCGCUCGCCCCCUCCCCCGCCCGGGCUGUGGCGCGCGCGCUUGAUCUCCCCUUCAUUUUUUUCCUCCCCUCCCUCCCGGCCUCGAUCUCUCGCUCCCUCUCUGCCCGGAGAGCUCCCGGCUGCCCGCGGCUCCCUCGCCCUCUCCUCGUCUUCGGUAGGCUCCACCGAGCGAUGCGAUCUCUGGGAGACAGCGACGCCGCCUCCCGCUAGAGACCUGCCCCCGGGGCCGGCCCCCUGCCCAUCCCUGCCCAGCGCGCGGGGGUCGGCGAAGGCGCCGCGGACGCACCGACGGUUGAGGAUCGGCGAUGCACAUGCACUAGCAGCACCCCCUAACUCACUCCCUCCACACCCCACGCCGCCGCCGCCUCCUCCUCCUCCGGCAGCACUGGCAGAAGGACCCACCCUGCCCCCCACCCCACCCUCGGCGGGCUCCGGCUGCGGCUCCUGCCUCGACUAUUAUUUUAUUUAUUUUGGGUUGUGCACAAGCCUCCGUGCCUGCAGCCCGCGCCUCCUCGGACUGCGGGCGCCUCCUGCCUCGGCUCCCGAGCCCCAGACCCCGGCCACCCUCGCUUCAACACCCCCAGAGCCCCGCCAGCUGUCGCGAGUUUCCGCUGCUAGAAUCUUGUCAGCGGCUGUCUUUUUGGGGGGUUCUGGUUUACCGACAUUUUUGUUUUCAGCCAAGGGGAAGAUACCGUGAUUUUUUUUUCCCCCUUUGAGCCUAGGCUCUGCUCUCUGGGGGGGUGGGGGGCGCGCCGAGCCGGGGAGCCUUGCUAGCCGAGUCGUGCGGGCUGUGGCAGGGAAGGGGCCACCAUGGGAUGUACUCUGAGCGCAGAAGAGAGAGCCGCCCUCGAGCGGAGCAAGGCGAUUGAGAAAAACCUCAAAGAGGAUGGCAUCAGCGCCGCCAAAGACGUGAAAUUACUCCUGCUGGGGGCUGGAGAAUCAGGAAAAAGCACCAUUGUGAAGCAGAUGAAGAUUAUCCACGAAGAUGGCUUCUCUGGAGAAGACGUGAAACAGUACAAGCCUGUCGUCUACAGCAACACCAUCCAGUCCCUGGCGGCCAUUGUCCGGGCCAUGGACACUUUGGGCAUCGAAUACGGUGACAAGGAGAGAAAGGCCGACGCCAAGAUGGUGUGUGACGUGGUGAGCCGGAUGGAAGACACGGAGCCCUUCUCUCCAGAGCUGCUGUCCGCCAUGAUGCGCCUGUGGGGCGACUCAGGGAUCCAGGAGUGCUUUAACCGGUCCCGGGAGUAUCAGCUCAAUGAUUCGGCCAAAUACUACCUGGACAGCCUGGAUCGGAUCGGAGCCACUGACUACCAGCCCACAGAGCAGGACAUCCUCCGAACCAGGGUCAAAACCACCGGCAUCGUAGAAACCCACUUCACAUUCAAGAACCUUCACUUUCGGCUGUUCGACGUCGGGGGCCAACGAUCUGAACGCAAGAAGUGGAUCCACUGCUUCGAGGACGUCACGGCCAUCAUCUUCUGUGUCGCGCUCAGCGGCUAUGACCAGGUGCUCCACGAAGACGAGACCACGAACCGCAUGCACGAGUCUCUCAUGCUCUUCGACUCCAUCUGCAACAACAAGUUCUUCAUCGAUACCUCCAUCAUUCUCUUCCUCAACAAGAAAGAUCUCUUUGGGGAGAAGAUCAAGAAGUCACCUUUGACCAUCUGCUUUCCCGAGUACACAGGCCCCAACACCUAUGAAGACGCAGCCGCCUACAUCCAAGCACAAUUCGAAAGCAAAAACCGCUCGCCCAACAAAGAAAUUUAUUGUCACAUGACUUGUGCCACAGACACGAAUAACAUCCAGGUGGUGUUCGACGCCGUCACCGACAUCAUCAUUGCCAACAACCUCCGGGGCUGCGGCUUGUACUGACCUCUCGUCCUGUAUAGCAACCUGUUUGGUAAUGACUCCGGCACUCACAGAACAGCUUGCACACGCACACACACACACUCACACACGCACACACACAAAUGCAAGUUGGUAAAUAAACUUCAAAGAGGCGUAACAAAACAUUAUAUAUAUAAAAAUAUCUAUUAAAAAUUCUUUUUAGUUUGUACUAGAAAGAGCUUCAGACAGAACUGACCACCACCCCGUAGGUGAAGGCGUUCCCGGGUCAGCACGUGAGCGUGCACACACACACUCACACACGUGGCGGCGGGUGUGCUCGCUCGGGGGGGGGGCUGUCCUUGUGAGAGCUGCCCCGGGGUGUCCCUCUCUGAGGCCCGUUUCUGCGAGUAGGGGAGGCAGGGGGCCCUGGCGGGGGCCUGGCCCAUCUCGCUGCCUCCAGCUCCGAGGCCGGGCGCCCUCAGCCCAUCCUGCUCUUGUGCGAACCCCAAAACCCUCCACGAAAUGGCCAACACCCUGCCCACCUCCGGGCCCUACCCCCCAACAACCACAGGAACACCAAGGACGCUGCCCGUUUUUGGGGGGGGUUGUAGUGGUGGUGAAAUUUCGAGAACUUAGAAGAACCUGCUCCGACCAGCCCACUGUCUCCUUGGUUCUUUCUCCACACUGGCACGGGUCAGGAAAGGGAGAGGCGGUGUGCUUUCUGAAAGCGGCUGAGGGGAGGGGACCCGCAGGGCACGUAGAGAGAAGGGAAGAGAUGGGGCCAAGGGGACAGCAGGGGCCAGGGGGAGGGCUGGACAGGUCAGGGCCCCAAGGACAGGCCUCCAGGGGCCUGGGCUGGGCUGUCCUUGGGGUUCUGCUCGCCCCUCGAUGCUGCCCACCCCACCCCGCCCCGCCCCGCCCCACCACGAGGAGAAGCGUGCCAGGGUUUGUUGGUUGGUUGGUUGGUUUCUCAAAUCCAAGAAAGUGGUCAGACUGGACCCCUUAUCUCUCUCUCUACAGACUGCUUCACGGACUCUCUGCUGUUGACCUUGAUCUCCUGGUAGCAUGACCUUUUGGCCUUUGUAAGACACACAGCCUUUCUGUGCCCAGCCCCUGUCUAACCUACGACCCCAGAGUGACUGACGGCUGUGUAUUUCUGUAGAAUGCUGUAGAAUCCGGUUUUAGUUGAGUCUUUACAUUUAGAAUUUGAAAGGAAAAAAAAAAAGAACAUUUCUCACAUGCUUUGUAGCUUAAAAGGAACAUGGAAAACUCACCAUGACAUCCAUAUUUCUUUCUCUUUUUUUUGAGGGGGGGGCGGGUGGCGGGGAUUAAAGAAACAUGCACCUGCACCUCCACCCCCCUCAUCGCGUGGCGGAGGGGGCGGGGCCAGCCCCCCACGCCACUCACACCCCGGCCCCAGCCCAGCCACUCCAGCCACACGCUAACCCCAGUUUUGUAUAGAAAAAGCACAGCUCUCACGGCCCAUAGCUGCCAAAAAGAAUCCGGAUCAUGCAUAUAAACAGAGCCCUCUAGAAAACUAUUUCCCCGCCAGCCCCCUUUCCACAGACACCCUCUAUCAGGUUUUUAGUUGGUUUUUAUUUCCGUCCCGAUGAGCCCUAGGUACCACACACCGGGUCAGCUUCCACAGUCUCUGGGGGUCGGGGCUGCGGUCUUUCUCCCUCUCCGACCCCGCCUCUCCGUCCCUCACUCGGAUGCCGCCCCCACCACCCCGUGUGCCCGCCCCUCGGCCUCCAUCUCCUCCUCCGUCUCCUCCUCCGUUUCAGUGGCCUGUGUCCGCUCUUUCUCACGUGGGGAUGAUCGUGCUACAGAUAAAAAGAAAAAAAAACAAACACCACACAUUUUUUUAAAUGCCAUGAGAUGGAAAAGAAAAAAAAACACAAAAAUGUAAAAAAAAAAGAUGGAAUGUCGUGUUUACAUGAAAGCCAGUUUUCAUGACCAGUCCUUGUCCUCUCUCCUUUGUUUGCCUCGUGCUCAAACCCCGCCCCCCUCCAUGGUUUUACUUUUAAGACUUAACAUUUGCCGAAGACCAGUCACAGCCAUUUCAGAUAAAGAGGAGGCAAAAAAGACAAAACACAAAACAUUAAAAAAUACAGAAAAACAAAAAAACUUGGAAAAAAAAAAGGAAAAAAGAAAAAAAAAGCCCACGGGUCUUUCUAAGCCUUUCUAUUCCCAACCGGUGAGGUCUCCGUGAUAUCUUACACACUGCCAGUCUACUUCUCUGACUAAUGGAAAAUCCAUGUGUAGCUCAAUAAAGAGAAUGUUUGUCUGUA
Phyllostomus discolor (pale spear-nosed bat) is the source of this 4153-nucleotide messenger RNA. It is a transcript of the gene GNAO1, whose product is annotated as G protein subunit alpha o1. The record is from RefSeq and is a predicted model, not a curated record. The transcript has 8 exons. Gene Ontology annotation, molecular function: corticotropin-releasing hormone receptor 1 binding; mu-type opioid receptor binding; GTPase activity. Bases 843 to 1907 code for a protein of 354 amino acids. Lineage: Eukaryota; Metazoa; Chordata; Mammalia; Chiroptera; Phyllostomidae. Gene Ontology annotation, biological process: G protein-coupled dopamine receptor signaling pathway; adenylate cyclase-modulating G protein-coupled receptor signaling pathway. Gene Ontology annotation, cellular component: heterotrimeric G-protein complex.